CAACAGUCAGCCAGCCAACCAGCCCAUCUCAUCUCACUUGAUCGCACCCUUUGUACUGAGCCGUUUCUGCACAAGAUCACGGCGAGGAUGUCGUCGACGGCCACCGUCACCCGCGCCCACCUCGAGAACAAGCUCGCCCUCGCCAGACGCUGCUCCAGAGAGGCGACGCUCGCCGGAGCAAAGGCGGCGGCCAUCGCCACGGUCGCGUCUGCGGUCCCAACGCUGGCGAGCGUGCGGAUGCUGCCGUGGGCCAAGGCGAACCUGAACCCCACCGGCCAGGCGCUCAUUGUUUGCACCGUCGCCGGGAUGGCCUACUUCGUCGCCGCCGACAAGACUAUCCUCUCGCUGGCAAGGAAGCACUCGUACGAGAGCGCCCCGGACCACCUCAAGGACACCUCCUUCCAUGGCGCCGCCGCCGCAACUCGUCCCCGUCCGCCGGCAUUCUUCAGGCCUUGAGCUAGUAUUAUCCUGCUAAUGUAUGAUAGCACGCGCUUGUCCGUUGCGCGUAUUCUAGAAAAAAUGUAUGCAUCCUUGUCAGUGUCCCAACGCAAGAAACUGCUGCGCCGGAAUGUAUUAUGUAUGCACAUGCUUUACAUCUGUGUACUGAAUAAAACUGAGGGUUCGAUCCUGGUUUCA
This is a messenger RNA of Triticum dicoccoides, 636 nucleotides long. Its product is annotated as early nodulin-93-like. NCBI's taxonomy places the organism in Eukaryota, Viridiplantae, Streptophyta, Magnoliopsida, Poales, Poaceae. The transcript is spliced from 3 exons. The record is from RefSeq and is a predicted model, not a curated record. The coding region runs from base 88 to 456 and encodes 122 amino acids.